AUGGCGAAUGGCAACACCUCCAACGCCGUCAAAAGUGCCACCAGCUCUGGAGCUAUCGAGUGUGCUGUCCAGACUGAAGCAUCCCUCCAAGCCAUGGCAAAGACAGUCCGCCCGAGAGGGCGGUGGUCUUCAAAGGGUGGUGGUCUUCAGAGGGUGGUGGUCUUCACAGGGUGGUAUCGAAACACUGGCGGCGAUACCGAGUACACUCUCAAUUCCCCCGUCCCCGGUAGCCAAGAGCACGCCACUCGAGUUGUCAUCAGGCGUGUUGCUAUUGCUGAGGCCGCUCUUGAGACUCUAAUGACGCUCCCCAGGGAGAUGCUGAACCGACUCCGCAUUAAAGCCUCCUCUCACGGCGGUGGCGAAGAAGGCUUCUUCGACGUGAUCAAGUGCGGCAUUCAGAAGACUGGACCUGCUGUUCUGUACAUUGCAAAGAAGGUGGUGCACACCGUCAUUCUUGUCAUUGUCGUUGAGCUCUCCGAGAGAUUCAAGGGUGCAGUCGGCGCGGAGAGCAGCACAACUCCCUACAAUUAA
This is a messenger RNA of Colletotrichum siamense, 531 nucleotides long. RefSeq lists its product as uncharacterized. The coding region runs from base 1 to 531 and encodes 176 amino acids. Lineage: Eukaryota; Fungi; Ascomycota; Sordariomycetes; Glomerellales; Glomerellaceae. The transcript has 2 exons. The record is from RefSeq and is a predicted model, not a curated record.